Molecule: messenger RNA, 5203 nt
Organism: Vespa mandarinia (Asian giant hornet)
Lineage: Eukaryota; Metazoa; Arthropoda; Insecta; Hymenoptera; Vespidae
Cellular component (GO): nucleus
Source: RefSeq, a predicted model, not a curated record
UACUUCAUCAUCCUCGACUAUUCUUAUCAAUGAUAUCAGAAUACGUAUAAACAAAUUUUUUAUUCGACAAUGUAUGACUUAUGUAUAUAUAGGUAUAUUAAGAAAAUUCUUAAAUAAAUUCAAUAGGAUUUUUAAUGGAUCUGAUCGCGUCUCGUUGAUAUGCAUCACGCUUAACGCUUGUGAAUUUAUCGAAGUCAAUUCAGAGACGAGCGUAGCCCGCGUACACAAAUAGGGCUAGGUCACGAUGGCUAAUGGAAUGAUUCGUUUAAGACAAUCGCACGCGCUUAUCCAACAACGACGGCUCAACGAAACGAUGAAGUUCAACGCGAAGGAGAGAAUAAUAAUAAGACAUAAGAGACUAAUCGAAAGAAUCUUCAUCCUCCAACGGAUAUUGCUCAGAAAAUCAAGAUGGCAUCCGAGAAUGAUACGGGUAUCGUGUCAAAUGAACGAUGUGAUGUAAAUAAUACGAUUCAGCAAGUGUUUGAGCCGUUGAGAAGGGAAAUAUCGAGCGCGAAGGUGCUUGGAACACAGUGGAAGAACGUGAACAAAGAGGCAACCGAUUGUUCCGCCGAUAUUGGUUUAAAUUCGAACAGGACGCCCACGGUUUUCCCUACAGCGUCAUCGUUCAACACAAACACCGACCGACAUGAAUUACAAAGAAACGCGAACACUUUGAGUUCUUCUGGUGAUGUGCAAGAAUGUGCGAAUUAUAAAUUCAUUAUUAGUACAACUUUGCAUAAAUUACCUUCAAAGCCAGACAGUAUGUCCACUCAGAGGAAUGAUCUAGACAGUGCUGCUUGUGUACCUGAGAAAACAGACGAUAAUCCAGAUCAAUGUAAUAAUGAAUUAUUGAGGACUGCAAGAGAACCAGUGCAACAUAUUAUUCAUACCGAUUCCACAUGUGGCAACAGUACAUUAUUAUCUACCAGUAUGCAUGCAUUACCAGCAAAAUUAGAGGGAUGUUUAAAUUUCUCUAACAAUACUCCUCAACUUGGAGAAAGCCCACAGAGUAAUGGAGAAGUAAUCAGUAGUCCUCGAAGUCCAGAUUACCCUCCAAGGGUUUCAAAUAGUCCAAAUAGUCCAGAUAUAAUGUUUCCUAUUACUAUGACAUCAACACAUACCGAUUCUAAUAUUAAUAUAAUGGAUACAGCAAAAUAUGAUGAAGAAAAUACUGAUACAUCUACAAAAAUUAGCACAGAGUUGCAGAGUUAUCAGUGUUGUGGCAAAUUGGAAAUGAAUGAUUCAGAAAAUUCUGUUUUACAAACAAAAAUAAAGCAGGAACAUGAUUCAACCGAAGAAAAUAUACAAGACACAACUAAAACAGAAGUAGUUGAACAAAAAGAAGAAUCAGAAAUUAUUAAAUCAAAUUGGGGAAAUGAGAGAAUACCAAUUACUGUGACAAAUAAGACCGAUAGUAAUACACAUCAAAAAUCUAUAGAACCUAUUAAUACAUCGUCUUCAAAUUCACAUUCAAAGGUGGAUUCAUCAUCCAAAGACAAACGUAAAGAACAUAGUGAUAGAAGACACUGUUCAAGAUGCUAUAGAAGAAGUAAAAUCAAACGGGCAAAUGUUGGUGUCCAAUGUAAACGUGAUCGUAGUAUACUUCCUUUAAAUACUAAAACAAUUUCUUUACCAUUAUCAAAAUCUACUAGUGAUAAUCUGAGACUUAAUUUACAAACAAAAAAUUACAAGAUGCUUAAUAGUACAGGCGUGAAAAGUGAAUUAUUAGAAGGCUUAAAAUAUAAGAAAUUUAUUCAUAUAGAGACAUACCCUAAUGGUGGGGCAACUGUUGUGCAUAUGUUUCAAGAUGAAAUUGAUACUUUAUCCAGUGAACAAGUAGAAGAAUUGGCACAAGAGUAUUUUAAAGUAGUUUUUGGGGAAGAUGAAAAUGGUAAUGCUCAUCAUGUUAUGGGAAUAGUACAUAAUGCAGCAGCAUAUCUUCCUGAUCUUUUGGAUUAUAUGGCAAAUAAUUAUCCUACUUUAACAGUGAAGAAUGGAGUAUUAGGAAGAAGUAGUGAUAUUGAAACAACUACUAUGGUACAGUACAAAGAGCAAGUUUGCAAAGCAUACAGUAAUGGAACAAUACGAUAUGGACCUUUACAUCAAAUAAGUCUUGUGGGUACUGUCCAUGAGGAAGUUGGAGGUUAUUUUCCUGAUCUUUUACAAAAAUUAGAGGAGAAUCCAUUUUUGAAAUUGACAAUGCCAUGGGGUCCACUAUCAGUAGUAAAAAUGGAAACUCCACAAGAAUCAAAUGAUGGUCCUAUUCUAUGGAUUAGGCCAGGGGAACAACUAGUUCCGACGGCAGAUAUAAAUAAAAGUCCUUACAAAAGGCGUAGAACGGGAAUAAAUGAACUACGUAACUUACAAUACUUACCACGACUUAGCGAAGCUCGAGAAUACAUGUUCGAAGAUCGUACAAAAGCUCAUGCCGAUCAUGUAGGUCAUGGAUUAGAUAGGAUGACUACAGCUGCUGUUGGAGUAUUAAAAGCGGUGCAUGGUGGUCAAGCAUCAGAAUAUAAUAGAGUUACGAAAGACGUUGUGGCAUUUUACGCUGGUGAUUUUCCAGAGUUAGUUGAAAAACUUCAACUAGACCUCCAUGAACCACCAAUAUCUCAAUGCGUACAGUGGGUCGAAGAUGCUAAGUUGAAUCAAUUAAGAAGACAAGGUAUUCGUUAUGCAAGGAUAAAUCUUUAUGAUAAUGAUAUUUAUUUUUUACCCCGUAACAUUAUUCAUCAAUUUAGAACUGUCUCAGCUGUUUCAAGCAUCGCAUGGCAUGUUAGAUUGAAACAAUAUUAUCCAGAGUCACAACAUAAUUCAAGCAUAAGACAUAGUCGAGUUAUUAAUGAAUCUACCCAUCGUAUUAAAGAAAAAAAACCAUUAGAAACCGUUGGUAUAGGAGAUGAGCAAAAAGAAAAUACUAAUCGUCAACGAUUAGAGCAAAAGCUUUAUUCUGAUUCUCUUGAAGAAAAAAAGGCUAAAGAAAGAGCUGCGGAGUAUCAAGGAAAUUUAAAAAAGUCAGAUCAACAUGGAAAACGAAAAGAUGAUCGUAAAAGCCGUGAUCAUAGCCGACACUCAUCUGUUAAAAGAAAAGAUUGCGAAGAAAAUAAUGAUACGGCUACAAAUCAUUUUAAUGACAGUAAAACUACAAAGAGUGGAGCUAGCGAUCAAAAGUCUAGCAGCAGUAAAAGGGAUGAUAAAAGGUCUGAUAAAAAACACGAGAUACGACGUCGCAAUAGUGACAAAUCAAGUCACCAUUCACAUGGUAGCAGUAGUAGCAGUAACAAUAGCAGCAAAAGUAAUCAUUCUGGAGAAAAGAAGAAAUAUGAUUGUAAUAGUCAUAAAUUAGAUCAUCAUCGCAGUCAUCAUAGCAGAUCAAGUGGUAAUAAUAAUGUUUCGAGUAAAGAAACUAUUUUGAAUGUGAUGGAAGAACGAACAUCUAUUAAAUAUGGUACAACAGGAUCUCCUUUAAAAGACAGCAAAAGACAUUUUAGUUCUUCAGAAAUUUGUCCACCUGUAUUAGAAUCUUCUAAUUCUGAAGUAAUUGUUUUGGACAAUGAAGUAUUAAAUCAAAGACAGCUAAUAGCUAAAACGUAUGCAACUGAGGUUGUUGAUAAGGCAUUAGAAAUCGCUAUAUAUAAGUCUAAGACUGACGUUGAUGAAGUUUGUCAAUCUCUAAGGAUUGGUGUAGCUGAAGCCUCAAAAGAAGUGCUAGAUAAAAUUAGAAAAGAAAGUUUUGAAAUUGCCGAACAAAGGUUCAAAGAUGAUACUACAAAACUGGAAAGGUAUUCUCAAUUACUUGAAAUGGAAACUGUAUUAGCAUUUACAUCGAAAAUGGAAUGCGCAACAGAAAAUGCUGUGAAAGCUUUAAUUGAAAUGGCCGAGGACGAAGCUAAAGAAAGAAUAAAAAACGAGAAACCAUCUGAGAGUCCUGCUGAAGAUCAUACCAUCCCUGAAAACCAAAUUCCCACUUUAACCAGUACAAGUUCUUGCUCUUCCGUUUCAAUGACUACAUCACCAUUGAUGGAAAGUGAGAAAUACAAUAGUAGUAGUAGAAUUAGCAAUGUAGAAGAAAAAUCCUUAAAAUCAUCCGAUCAUCACGUUUCUGUCGGAGAAUCUAAACGAAAGUACAGAGAUGAGAAAGAUUCUAGAAGUCAGAGGCACAAAGAAAAAAGAGAUCGUGACAAACGAGAUCGUGAUCGUAAAAAACAUCGUCAUCGAAGUCCACAAAGUAAAUCUGAACAUAAAACAAGUGAGACGAUAAAGGAAAGUUCAUCAAAGAAUGUGACCUCGUCGAUUCGAGAUGUUUCUAAUUCUAAUAAACCUGCAGAUUCUACUGACGUUAAAGAAAGUGAAAAGAAAUUAGAAAAACGAAAGGACAGUCAUCACAGUCAUGGAAAAGACGGACAAAAGAAAUCAUCCAGCAGCCGUUCCAGUAAAGACGAUACAGGAUCGAGUAAUUCACAUUCGACGAGUUCAAAUCAUAAACGCAAGUCAAGUUCGUGUUCAGAACAUAAAGAACACAAGAAAUUGUGUACAGAGAAAGAAACAAUUUCACGAACAUCUGAAACAAAUAUUAACCCUUCAGUUCCCACCACAACAAUUGUGACAACACCAACUGAAAUAACUUCUACGAACGUUGUUACAUCAACGACAUGAAAAGGUGAAAAUUACUUUUAAUGUGUAAUACAGUCUAUUUAAAAAGUUGACUGUUUAUGUUAGCUUAGCUAUGACUAAUAUAGAAAUAUGUGCACUUUUAAUUGGAUGAAGUGAUAUAUCAAGAAUGAUGAAAGUUUGUGCUUGAUACACAAACUUCGAUAUUUAACUGUUAAUUUGAUUUGAUGCACUUUCAUCUUGAAUGAAAAGAUGAUGUUACAGAUCUAAUUGAUUUUCAGAGCUUACUGUUGAGAAGUCCAAAUUGACGUCUGUAUUGCAAAAGUUAUUUUGCUAUGAAAACUCUGAGUGUCUCACAAACUGAAAGUGAAGAAUAUAGUUGAUAAAUAUUUAUACUAUAAGUGAUCGAUCAAUGAGUGGUGUACAAAUAGAACUUGUACAAAUUCGUGGUUGGAAAUUUUUUCCGAUCAGCAUAAGAUUAUUGUGCAUUGUAUAUAGACCAAAAAAUGCCCUAUUGGGAAGAUUGUGUCACAGCAAAGCUUGAUUAAAUUAUUUAUAUAUGUAGAUAUAUAAUAUAGUAUAUGUUAAAUUA